GGCGGGGCUGGGGGAGGUGGCUCUGGCCUGGCAGGCGCCUGCGCUGUGGCUACCGCUGAGGAAGAUGCCGUCGGUUUCGAAAGCGGCUUCUCGAAGUGGCGGGUCCGGUGGGUCUCCGCAGACAGAGCAGCCGACGCACUAUACGUAUCUAAAGGACUUUAGGACAGAGCAGUGCCCCCUAUUCUUGCAGCACAAGUGUACCCAGCACAGACCAUUUACCUGUUUUCAUUGGCAUUUCCUAAAUCAGCGUCGUCGUAGACCCAUUCGAAGGCGUGAUGGGACUUUUAACUACAGUCCAGAUGUUUAUUGUACAAAAUAUGAUGAAACCACAGGAAUCUGUCCAGAUGGAGAUGAUUGUCCUUAUCUGCAUCGAACAACAGGGGAUACAGAAAGAAAAUAUCAUCUCAGAUAUUACAAGACUGGAACAUGUAUUCAUGAAACAGAUGCUCGGGGCCACUGUGUGAAGAAUGGACUCCACUGUGCCUUUGCUCACGGGCCUCAUGACCUUAGACCACCAGUAUAUGAUAUAAGGGAACUUCAGGCACAGGAAGCCUUACAGAAUGGGCAGCUAGGAGGUGGAGAAAACAUCCCUGACCUACAGCCAGGAAUUCUAGCUAGCCAAGCAAUGAUUGAAAAAAUUCUUAGUGAGGAUCCGAAGUGGCUGGAUACUAAUUUUGUAUUAGCUGGCUACAAGACAGAACAAUGCACCAAACCCCCCAGACUCUGCCGCCAGGGUUAUGCAUGUCCCCAUUAUCACAACAGUCGAGAUAGAAGACGGAAUCCCAGAAAAUUCAAAUACAGGUCUACUCCUUGCCCCAGUGUAAAACAUGCAGAUGAGUGGGGUGAACCUUCCAAGUGUGAAAAUGGGGAUAACUGUCAGUAUUGCCAUUCUCGUACUGAACAGCAGUUCCAUCCUGAGAUUUACAAAUCUACAAAGUGCAAUGACAUCCGUCAAACAGGUUACUGCCCGCGGGGUCCAUUUUGUGCAUUUGCACAUGUUGAAAAGGACACCAUGAAUGUAGUCAUACUGCAAACUGGUUGUCAAUCAAAGCCAGGCGCUCAUCUGUUUUCAGCAGACAGCAUAGGAAUUGCAAAUGAAUGGAGCAGCAGUCUUAACUCCACAAACAGCAUUACAAAUAACAAUGGGCAAUCUGGAAAUAUUUCCUGUGCCUCAAGUCCAACAGUAAUGUCAAGCUCUGGUAGCUGUAGCUCAUUAUCGCCUAUUGGACCCCUUUGUAGGCAAAGAUCAUUAGCAAAUGGUGCUUUGUGUUCCGAGUGUAGCCCAUCAGGUGUUUCUUCACCAAAUUCUAGCUACCCAAAAGCACCAGGUUUUGAACGAGAGGAUCAGGUGAAACAGAAAAGCCUGCCAGCCGACAAUUAUCAGAAAAUAAGUGAACAAGACAGUAAGCAGAACCAUCUCAGUGUUUUUUCAGUGGUUAAUCCACUUGCUUCAAGUAUAACCUCCAGUAUAACUUCUAGUCUGGCUUCCAGUAUUGGAUCAGAUAAUUCAUCCCCAACAGCUCUCUCAGUUAUCAGUGCCAAAGCUCUCCCAUUCUACCCUGGCAGUAAUACAGUUGAAUCAGUUAUAGGUUCUGCUUUAGAUCUACAUUUUAGUGAUAUAAAUGUUGCAUCCUUAGAUCAAGAAUUAGAAGAUCAAGAAAACAGUGACCUUGGAUUAACAAGUCAAAGGUUACUGGGAAGUUCAGCUCCUGUCAAUAUUCCAGGUUCUGUUGCUCGUUCCUCAUCUUUACAUUCAUCAUCUUCCCUUUCAACCUCUCCACUCAGUUCUCUUUCACAGUCGUUGUCUCAGUCUUUUAUUUCAUCCACUAUGGCUCCUCACCAACAGCAGACUCAGCCUUUGAAAUCAGAACAUAGUAUGUUAGGCACUUCAGCCUCUUCUCAUAACUCUUUAGGUUUAAAUGGUGUUACAGGGAGCAUUUGGGACUUCAUAACUGGGAGUUUCUCUCCUAGUCCAUCCCCAGUAUUGAACAGUGGUACUAUACCCUCAACAAACUCAAACACCAGUGGAAGUGAAUUAGCUCACAUUAGACAGGAACUUGAUGAUGCCAAUCGAAAAAUAAAACGAUGGGAAGAUUCUUGGGAACAAGUAAAGCAGGCAUGUGAUGCAUGGCAGAAAGAGGCCCAAGAGGCAAAGGAACGUGCUAAAGUGGCAGAUGCUGACAAAAAACUAGCUCUUCGGAAAAAAGAAGACUUAGAAAAUAAAUUAAAAAAGCUGCAGGAACAAUUUGAUAUGUGUCUGUCCACUACAGUACUCCAUAUGAAAAGCUAUGGCGAUAUAAAAAAGAUACCAUUACCAAAGCUUCAUUCUUUACAAAACCAACUGCGUUUAGAUUUAGAAACAGUAGAUGGGGUAAUUUUCCAACUUCAUUCAAAGAAGUGUGUUGUAUGCCAAGAACAUGACCGUAGUGUAAUCCUGCAGCCAUGUCAACAUUAUGUACUUUGUGAACACUGUGCAGCUAAACAACAGGAAUGUCCUUGCUGCAAGACGAAAAAAAGAAAUGGUGACGAAAAGUCAUGGUACUUAUAAUCAUGUUAAUUAACUAAAUAUAUUGUAUGUUCUGGUAUUUUAUAUAAGAAUUAUAUCUGUAGUAAUUAAUCCAUUUACUAGUGCUAGACUGAUCUCCAUUUUAACCUUAUAAGAUAUUUUAGUUGUUUUUACUAUAGGAAAUGUGGUUUGGCUGCCUUUACAUAUUGAAUUCUAUUCAUGAAGUUCUAAAGUUCCGUCGUUAUUUCUUUCCCCACCUGGCCUUUUCAGUUUUCCACUUAUAUUCCUGGUGCACAAGCUACUCAGGUUCACUUACAGCAUAAUCACUUCUUACAGGUGUGUACUUGCAAUGCAUGAAUGGGGGAUUUAUGUCCGUGCCUCCCAUUAGCAUUAAUGUAAGACACUCAUGUAAAUACAAUACUUGUUGAUGGGAGGACCUUACCCCUCACCAUGUUUAUGGUGUGCUGUAAUCCUUUGCCAGUAUUUCUGAAUCAGUCUAACACUACUGUUUACUUGGUUAUUUGAAGAAAUUUGAUUCCUGUAAAAGCACUUUGCUAACUGUUUUUUGUUAGAGACUGUUAUAAAUUGCUUAACCUGCUUUCUAGGUUUUAAUGUUUAUUUUUUUAAUAUUUAGUAUGAAGCUUUGUGUGUGUACUGUGAACUUAAAAUAUUUAUAUCAGUUUUACUGUUAAAUCAUAUUAUGAUAGUAUAGUAUAGUUAAAUUUCAUUUUUGGCUUUAGUAGUUACUAAAUGAACAGUUACGAGAACUUGCCUAGAAUUUUUACAGUUUAAGUCAACUGCAGACUAAUAGUAUUUAUAAGUAUACUAGCAGAGAGUGACAUUGAAAGAGACACAUAUGCGUAAAUAUUCAAAUACUUUUUUUUUAUUUUGUGAAACAAACCAGUUUUCUUAAACAACUGUGUAUUUGCAUAUUGCCCCAAGUUGGAUUUUUGUAGUCUUAAUGAAAGCAAUUGUAUAACUCCUAAUCUGUGUGAUUACCUAUCAUGAAUUGAUAUAAUCCAUAGCCACUUUUACCAAGUGCCUGUGCCUUGCACCCAAUAAAAUUGCAAAAUACGUGAA
Molecule: messenger RNA, 3586 nt
Organism: Trachemys scripta elegans
Lineage: Eukaryota; Metazoa; Chordata; Testudines; Emydidae
Gene: UNKL
Product: unk like zinc finger
Exons: 16
Coding region: 65-2548 (827 amino acids)
Molecular function (GO): metal ion binding
Source: RefSeq, a predicted model, not a curated record